AUGCGCUUUUUCCUGCUGCGGUUAAAUGGGGACAGCUACAUCAGACAGACCCAGAAACACGUGGACAUUAAUGAGCGCCUGUUGCCAAAAAGGAAGCGUGCGAUGGGACUGCCGUGGGCCGCCUUGGCAUGUCUUUUGUUAUUUUACCAGGGUCGCCAUGUUAAGACUGGGCAGCUAGCAGCAAUCAAAGUGAUGAAUGUUACUGAGAAUGAAGAGGAGGAAAUCAAGCUGGAGAUAAAUAUGCUAAAAAAGUACUCCCAUCACCGGAAUAUUGCUACAUAUUAUGGCGCAUUUGUAAAGAAAAGUCCUGCAGGCCAAGACGACCAGCUCUGGUUGGUGAUGGAGUACUGUGGUGCGGGCUCUGUCACUGACCUGGUAAAGAAGACAAAAGGGAACUGUUUCAAGGAAGAUUGGAUUGCAUACAUCUGCAGAGAGGUUCUCAGGGGCUUGGCACAUCUUCAUGCUCACCAUGUCAUCCAUCGAGAUAUUAAAGGACAGAAUGUUCUUCUCACAGAAAAUGCAGAAGUAAAACUGGUGGAUUUUGGUGUAAGUGCUCAACUGGAUAGGACUAUUGGGAGAAGAAACACUUUUAUUGGCACACCGUAUUGGAUGGCGCCUGAGGUCAUUGCUUGCGAGGAGAACCCAGACUCUACCUAUGAUUACAGAAGUGACCUAUGGUCUCUGGGAAUCACUGCUAUUGAAAUGGCCGAAGGAGCUCCUCCCCUGUGUGACAUGCACCCCAUGAGAGCGCUCUUCCUCAUCCCACGGAACCCGCCCCCAAAGUUGAAAUCCAGAAAAUGGUCGAAGAAAUUCCUAAACUUCGUUGAAAGCUGCCUGGUAAAAAAUUAUUUGCAUCGACCAUCCACUGAAACGUUGCUUAAGCAUUCUUUCAUCCGAGACAUGCAGAAUGAACGGCAAGUGCGCAUCAUGCUGAAAGACCACCUGGACAGGACCAGGAAGAAAAAAGGAGAAAAGGAAGAAACGGACUAUGAUUACAGUGGAAGUGAGGAGGAAGAUGAUGAUCUGAAUGAAGAUGAAGGAGAACCAAGCUCCAUAGUUAAUCUCCCGGGAGAGUCAACUCUGCGCCGUGAAUUUCUGAGGCUGCAGCAGGAGAACAAAAACCGUUCUGACCCUCAUCGCCAGCAGCAACAACUGAAGGACCAGGAGAAAUACAAGAAGCAGCUGCUGACAGAGCGGCAGAAAAGGAUCGAGCAGCAGAAGGAGCAGAGGAGGAGGCUGGAGGAUCAUCAGAGGCGAGAGCAGGAGCUACGAAGGCAGCAGGAGAGUGAGCAGAGGUGGCCAGAGGCUAAGGCCCUUCAGAGGAAAGAGGAGAGGUGUAAAGACGACAAAAGGGCUGUGGAAGAUGAACGGUUCAUAGUAGAUGGACAGAGGAAAUCAGAAAAGAAGCAGAAGGUGGAAGAUGUGCAGCACAACAGGAAGGUGCAUCGAACUCUCCCCAAAGAUCAGACACAGCUGCUGUCUCUCCAGCAUGACCACAAGCAGAAGAAGAAGGAGCCUCCCAAGAGUUCCAAUUCAGCAGUGCAUCCUCCAUCAAGCAGCACAAGCAAAGAGGCUGAGGACCGAAAAAAGAAAAGUGACAGCAUCCAGCCUUCCCUCCAGUGGCCAGCGGUGCUGGGGCACGAAGCCACGCCACACGCCAGGAUGGGAUCUGGCAGCAGUUCCAGCCCUUGCACCCCCGCACCACAGAGAGCCAUGUUAGUACAGUGUGAAAAUUUCCGGGCUAGUAAGGAUGUGUACCACAGCAGUUCACUGUCAGAUAUGGUGACGACACCACUCAGCCCUGUGCAAGAUGACGUAUUCUGGAGCGUGAGUCAAAACGAAGAACAACCCCCAAAGGUUCCAGAAAGGACAACCUCUAAAUUUUACAGCAGGGAUCAGCCUGGCCAUCAGAGAUGCCUUUCAAGUAACACUCACCAGUCAUCCCCCGGGGGACAAGCUCUCAAGCUAAGCAGCAGCAGCAGCACUCCUGGCAAUAAGCAGUGGGAGAUGGGAUCUCAUCAGAGCAACCGGUCAACUUCAGGGAAUCCAGGACUGGCCAAGGCAGAGAACGCUUUGUCCCAGAACCACUUGCAGCUGCAUAAGAAGUCUGAAAAAGCUGCUCAUCCAGGCCAGAUUGCAAGUCCAGGCUCCUUUGCCAAGGGGAAGGACAGCGCCAACUCAUUCUUAAAAGCAGCAGACUAUUCCUCAUCAAGUGACGAAGCCAGCAGCAGCGAUGAAGAUGACAUGAACCACACAAGGCAACUGCUCAGCAGCAGAGUGGCAGAUUUCUCAAGGACGAGAGUACCAGAUGGAAUUGAACUGAAACCCCAAAGCACCGUUGCAGAACAGAAGGAUCAGAUUUUAGGGAAACAAAUUUCUAGCACCCAGGAAGGCCUCUGGAGCGUAAACAACCAGAACUAUCUCCUGCCAGAUCUCCUCCAGCAAAGCCAAAUUUCAGAUUCCUCUGUGAACCCACCAAAAGUGCCACUGACUAGCCAGGAACCUCAGAACAAACCUCUGAAUAAGACCCCGUGCACUGAAAGCACACCUUCAAAGAGCAGUACGUCGUCUACAACAUCGUUUACUUCAUUCAUAGAUCCUAGACUUCUGCCAAUCACCCCUCCCACCAGUCCAGUAGGACCUUCCUGUAGUUCGCCAUCUAGUGCAAAACCUGAGCCUGUCAGGAGAGAAAAUGCAAGGAAGGGCUCCGUUGUCAACGUCAACCCAACGAAUAUCCGCCCGCAGAGUGACAGCCCAGAAAUUCGUAAAUACAAGAAGAAAUUCAACUCCGAGGUCCUUUGUGCUGCUUUGUGGGGAGUAAAUUUACUGGUGGGAACAGAGAAUGGAUUGUGGCUGCUGGACAGAAGUGGGCAAGGAAGAGUUUAUUCGCUGAUUACAAGGAGGCGAUUCCAGCAAAUGGAUGUUCUGGAAGGACUCAAUGUGCUAAUUACUAUAUCAGGGAAGAAGAAUAAGUUGAGGGUAUAUUACUUAUCAUGGCUGAGAAAUAAAAUUUUGCGCAAUGAUCCUGAGGUGGAGAAGCGGCAAGGCUGGGUGUCUGUGGGUGACCUGGAAGGCUGCGUGCACUACAAAGUCG
This is a messenger RNA of Fulmarus glacialis (Northern fulmar), 3094 nucleotides long. RefSeq names its product mitogen-activated protein kinase kinase kinase kinase 4-like. Gene Ontology annotation, molecular function: protein kinase activity; ATP binding. Lineage: Eukaryota; Metazoa; Chordata; Aves; Procellariiformes; Procellariidae. The transcript is spliced from 25 exons. The annotation marks the transcript as partial. Gene Ontology annotation, biological process: protein phosphorylation. The record is from RefSeq and is a predicted model, not a curated record.